AUGAAUCUCCGAGGCUUAGAGGAGCAUCUAGUCGAGGCUCCUUUGAGCACUGGCAAAAGCAUCUCGAUCGCUCUUCUCGCCGACGAAUCUUACCGCUUAUCGCGAAUACGCUCCGACAACGACCAAGACACUGAUAACACGGCGGCCUUCGCAAAGGCGGUAGAAGCAGAGACGUUGGCGGUCUCUGAUCUCCUAUCCCGUGAAGGCGGCGAAGAGGAUACAAAGGCUUACGAGGACUGGUGCGAGAAGAAGGGCAUUGUACCCGCCGACGGUAGAAAGACGGCCCCAAAGAGCACCCCGGCAAGCGAGGACGGCGGCAAUUCUGACGACCCAGACUAUGUCGCCGGACAGACAGAGUACCAUGAAGGCCAUGACAAUGACGAGAUGGAGGAGAAUGACAAGGAGUACUGCGAAGAGCAGACAAAAGGCCGCGGAGGCCCCAAGCGUGCGCUCUGGCUUACCCGCCUGCGACAGACGCCUCCCUCGGAAUUCGUUGACGAACCCCGCAUCAAGGCGGUCAUGGAUACAGUCGUACACGUGCUCUGGGACGACGCCUCGGACAAGAUUACGAUCUUCUCCAAAUAA
Colletotrichum lupini is the source of this 585-nucleotide messenger RNA. RefSeq lists its product as uncharacterized. The coding region runs from base 1 to 585 and encodes 194 amino acids. The record is from RefSeq and is a predicted model, not a curated record. The transcript has 2 exons. Lineage: Eukaryota; Fungi; Ascomycota; Sordariomycetes; Glomerellales; Glomerellaceae.